AUGGGGUGGGGGCUGCUGGGCGUGGGGCUGGUGCUGGCCCUCUACACCCUCAUCCGCCACGGGCUGCGCCGGGCUCUGCCGCCCCUCGUCUGCCCUGUGCUGCACGGCCGAACAGCCAUUGUUACCGGGGGAAGCGGCGGCAUCGGGGCGGCCACGGCGCUGGAGCUGGCCCGCGGUGGGGCACGAGUGGUGCUGGCGGCCCGCAGCGCCUCCCGGGGAGAGGCCACGGCCCGCCGCAUCCGCACGGAGACGGGGAACCCCAACGUGAGGUUCAUGCAUCUGGAUCUGGCCAGCCUGCGCUCGGUGCGAGCCUUUGCCAGCGCCUUCCUGCGGCAGGAGCCCCACCUGCACCUCCUCAUCAACAACGCGGGCGUGAGCGCCGGGGGCACGACAGAAGAUGGCUUUAGCCUCUCCUUCCAAGUGAAUCACCUGGGCCAUUUUCUGCUCACACAGCUGCUUCUGGAGCGGCUGCAGAGCUCUGCACCCAGCCGGGUUGUCAUCAUCGCCUCCAGCGCCCACUGCGCCGGCCGCCUGCGCCUCAACGCCCUAGGCCAUCCGCCCCCCGGGAUGUUCUCGACCUUCCAGGACUACUGUGACAGCAAGUUGGCCAAUGUGCUGCAUGCCCGUGAGCUGGCCACCUGCCUGCAGGGCACCGAGGUGACCUGCUAUGCUGUGCAUCCAGGGUUUGUGGACACAGAGCUGUUCCGCCACACUCCGCUCUGGCUCAAGCCGCUCUGGCUGCCGCUGGUCCGGUGCUUCUUCCGCACAGCAGCCGAGGGGGCUCGGACGCCGCUGCACUGCGCCACGCAAGAUGGCAUCGAGCCCCUCAGCGGGCGGUACUUCGCCAACUGUCACCCACAAGAGCCGUGGCCACUGGCCCGUGAUGACCGGCUGGCCCAGGCACUCUGGGAGGCCAGUGAGAGGCUGGUGGGGCUGGCAAGGGCCCAGGGGGAUCCUGUGCCUGCUGCCACCGAGUUCGGAUAAUAAAAUGAUGGUGGU
Messenger RNA from Calypte anna (Anna's hummingbird), 999 nucleotides. RefSeq names its product dehydrogenase/reductase 13 (gene DHRS13). Lineage: Eukaryota; Metazoa; Chordata; Aves; Apodiformes; Trochilidae. The transcript has 5 exons. The record is from RefSeq and is a predicted model, not a curated record. Bases 1 to 984 code for a protein of 327 amino acids.